UUAUCUAAAUCUUUCAAGAGAAAAACAAAAAUGAUUCCAUCUUUUGAGAAAACUUUGACAAAAUCAUAUGUCCGUAAUGAUGACUUUAUUCUUCCAAACAGUAUAUCGGAGGAACUUCCAGAUUAUGAAUGUGAAGCCAUCGUAGUUUUUCAUCCCCGUGCAUUCAGGAUGACAUUCAAAAUUGGCGCUUACAGGCGCCUUUAUAAAGGCUGGAAACAUUUUAUUGAUACCAUGGAUCUCAAGGAAGGAGACACCCUGUGUUUCCAAAUUUGCGAAACCAACACUGGUGUUGGCUUUAUUGUUGAAAAGAAACCAGAGAUCGUUGAUGUAGAUUAGUUUUUUUUUUUUUUGAAGAAAUUAAUGAUCCUCAUAGUAUAGGAUCAUUGUAUCUUUUUUUUUUAUAAUAUUAAUGAAAGAAGUUUAUUUCUUUUUUAUUUUAUUUGUUGUUUUAUUUCCAUUUUUUAUGAGUGAAGCCAUUUUUAGUAUAUAAAUCAAAUUAACAACAGAGUAAAGAAUUCAGUUAUGCCUCAAGGCUUAAAUUGUAUUAAACUUAUGCCUUA
This is a messenger RNA of Lycium barbarum (goji berry), 560 nucleotides long. RefSeq lists its product as uncharacterized. Gene Ontology annotation, molecular function: DNA binding. The transcript has 2 exons. Bases 31 to 336 code for a protein of 101 amino acids. The record is from RefSeq and is a predicted model, not a curated record. Lineage: Eukaryota; Viridiplantae; Streptophyta; Magnoliopsida; Solanales; Solanaceae.